Messenger RNA from Wallemia ichthyophaga EXF-994, 1482 nucleotides. RefSeq lists its product as uncharacterized. Gene Ontology annotation, biological process: regulation of DNA-templated transcription. Bases 1 to 1482 code for a protein of 493 amino acids. The transcript is spliced from 2 exons. NCBI's taxonomy places the organism in Eukaryota, Fungi, Basidiomycota, Wallemiomycetes, Wallemiales, Wallemiaceae. The record is from RefSeq and is a predicted model, not a curated record. Gene Ontology annotation, molecular function: DNA-binding transcription factor activity, RNA polymerase II-specific; zinc ion binding.
AUGAACACGCAGACGACGCAAACGGAUGUGCAUAGGCAGAGGUUUGUAGAGGGGAAUGGGGGGAAUAAUAGGAGUGGAAGAGGGAGUGGGAGUGGUGCCGCUCACUUACCAAGCAGUGCGCCUACCAAGUUAUUCCCGCUGCAGCUUCCAAGCAGAGAGAAUUCAAGGCCCGUGAAUCAGGUGCAAUCACAGUCUCAGUCGCAUCCACAGCAGCCCAAGUCCCAGUCACGCCAUUUACAACUCCACCCACCUCCGCCACCACCACCACCAAUCAAAUCAGUCUACAGCGGUCCUAUUCCACCACCAUCACUGUUCAGACGGAGUAAUGAGGAUCUUAAAGCCCAGACGUCGCAUACGGGGCACUCUAAGCACCCCGCACACCCCGCAAACAACUCCUUCCCCACUCUACCGCCGAUCAGCAGCGUUGAGGGCGUCGUUGAGGAGAAUGAUGCAGGCACACGCAAGCGCAAAUCACAGGAUACAAGUGGCAGUUUUUCAGAUGAGACACAUGGUAAGCAUCAGAUGCAGAUGCCGACGCAACAGACGCAACAGACGCAACAGUCACAGUACACUCACACACAACGCACCAAGAAUGGCAGCGGUAACGGUAAAGCCAAAAGCGCGCGCAGACGUGCGUGCGAGGAGUGCGCACGCGCCAAAGCACGCUGUAAAGUGGAGCCAGGUGAUGGAGUAACACCGCCAAUGUGCACGAGGUGCAAGAUGUACGGCCAUUCGUGCCUCUUACCGGAGGGAUAUGUGAUCGAUAGCGACUGGAUGGAUGAGGAUGUACAGACGCCGCGGAAGAGGGCGAGACGUAACACGGCCAACAGCAACAGUAACAGCAGUGGAGAUGAUAGAGGUAGGGAGAGGGAUUGUGAGAGGGAGGGAUAUCUCGAUGGUGUUGGUGUUAGGGAUAAAGAAAGAGACACAAGUAGAGAUAGGGAUAGAGAGGUCGACUGGCAUAUGCAUAGACGUCUCAGCGAAGCGUGGCAGUAUCACCACGGCCACCCUUCACCUUCAAGUUAUAACUUGAUACCACCCGGUUUUGAACAACGCGAACAACGCGAACAACGCGAACAACGCGAACAACGGGAUCAAUGGGAUCUUUACUCGCAAUACUCACAUUACCCUCAAUAUACCCAGCACACUCCUCACACCACUCAACAACCCCCUCAACCACCUAAUAGAUAUGGAUAUCCUCAGAUGCACUACUCACCAACAGUACCAUCAGCACCUUCAGCACCUUCAGCACCGUCGAUGGAUGUAGCCUUCUUGCAAGCUGAAAUGGCUAGCUACCCUUUUCUCAGACACAUUGCUGGCUAUGAUCUCAGCAGGUUGUCCUUGUUUCUUUCCGCGGCUGUACGUGUCGGUAUUACGGGGAUAUACGCAGGCGAGCAGACGACGCAGGGGCACUCGCAGGGGCACUCACAGUCACAGCAAUCCCAGCAGUCAUCACAGCCAGCACAAGAGCCACGAGAGUAA